CUCACGGGAAAAAACUUUUCCUCCAGUCGCUUCAGUGCAGUCUCACAGUGAACCCAUGAGAGACUUCACUGCGUCUCGGAGUUAAAUUCUGUGCGAUCCAGUUCUCAGCAUGUCUAUGGCGGAUCUGCAGUGGUGUCCCACAAACGUCCAGGUAACGGUACUCCAAUCCAGAGGCCUCCGGAUAAAGGGGAAAAACGGCACCAACGAUGCGUACGCUAUCAUGCAAGUGGGCAAGGAGAAGUUCCAGACCUCGGUGAUGGAGAAGAGCGUGGCCCCGGUGUGGAAGGAGGAGGCGGCCUUCGACCUUCCGCCGCCCGGCCGAGGAGGACCGGAGCGCGGCACGCUGCAUGUCCACGUCCUGCACCGGGCUCUGGUGGGGCCGGACAAACUGCUGGGACAGGCGGUCAUCAACCUGCUGGAGCUCAGCGAGGACAAGACCCGCAGCAAGACCGAAUGGUUCAAGUUGCUGGACAAAACUGGCAAGGCAGAUAAAGACAGAGGAGAGGUUCUGGUGGACAUCCAGUUCACGAGGAACAACAUGACGGCCAGCAUGUUCGACAUCUCCGCUGCCGGCAAAUCCAAAUCUCGUCUGGGCAAGUUCAAGGACAAAGUACGCGGCAAGAAAAAGGAAUCUGACGCUGCGUCUAACAUACUGCCGUCCUUCAGUCAAGUCCUGACCGACAGCGAGGAGGAGGGGAACGGUGAGGGGAACGGUGAGGGGACUGCGGGAAAGGACGAUAAAAAGAAGAAACACAAGAUUAAGUCUUUGUUUUCUACCAAGUCCAACCUGCAGAGGAACAUGUCUCAGUCCAUGUCUAUUCUGCCCGCCAAGAACUCCUCGCUGAGCGGCAGCCAGUCGUCUGGGCUGAACGUGGAUUCCUCUGAAGGUAAAAAGAAGUUCAAGUUCAUGAUACACAAGCGCUCAGGCAGCUCAGACAGCAAAGACUCCGGUCAUCAGAAACAAGGUGCUGCAGAACAGAGUAACCUCUGCAUCAAUGGCAGCCAUGUUUACCGUGAAGAGCCGCCCCCCCGGUCCUCUCGCAUCGGAUCAAACUUCAGUCUGACCAGCUCAGGAAACGGCUCCAUGGAGGAUGUCCCCGAAAACUCUCCUCCAUCUGUGGAUUCACUGAGAGCCGUGAGGCAGUAUUCACCAUGGACAGAGGAGGAAGAGGAGGAAGAGGAAGUAGAGGAAGUAGAACACAUGGAACAGGAUGUGGAGGAACAAAGAGAAGAAGAAAGGAUUAAGAUGGAAAAAGAGAGAAGUAGGAAACAAGAGGAAGAACAAAGGGUUAGGAAGCAGGAAGAAGAGAUUGAGAGGUUGGCAGAGGAGAAGAGACUAGAGGAAGAAAAAAGGAGGGAAGAAGAGAGAGUUAGAAAGGAAGAAGAGGAUGGGAUUAGGAGGGAGGAGGAAGAAGAAAGGUCCCAGGAAGAGAGGAGGCGACAAGAGGAAGAGGAGAGGGAAAGAUUAGCGGAGGAAAAGAGGAGACGAGAGGAACAAGAAAGGAUUGAAGAAGAGAAAGUUAGAAAGGAGGAUGAGGAGAGGAUAAGGAUUGAGGAGGAGACGGGACGAGAGGAAGAGGAGAGGGAAAGAUUAGCGGAGGAAAAGAGGAGACGUGAGGAACAAGAAAGGAUUGAAGAAGAGAAAGUUAGAAAGGAGGAGGAGAGGAGACAAGGAGAAGAAAAGGAGAGAGCGAGGAGACAAGAGGAUGAGUUAGCAGAGGAAAAGAGGAGACUGGAAGAAGAAAGACAGAUUGAAGAGGAGGGAUUCAGAAAGGAGGAAGAGAAAAGGAUGAGGAGGGAGCAGGAGAGGGCUGAGGAAGAACAGAGGAGUCAAGAGGAAGAGCAUGAGAAAAAGAGGAGACGUGAGGAACAGGAAGAGAGGCAAAGGGAGGAAGAGGACAGAAUAAGGAUGGAGGAGGAAAGGACUCAGGAAGAGCAUGAGAAAAAGAGGAGACGUGAGGAACAGGAAGAGAGGCAAAGGGAGGACGAGGACAGAAUAAGGAUGGAGGAGGAAAGGACUCAGGAAGAGAAGAGGAGACAAGAGGAGAGCGCAAGGAGAGAAGAACAGUGUCGAUCAGCAGAGAAGAGAAGAGUGGAGGAAGAGAGAAGCAUAAGAGAGGAGAUGAGGAUUAGGAGGGAGGAGGCUGAGGAAGAGAGGAGGCAAAGAGAGACAGAGGAGAUGGUGAGAAGACAACAAGAGGAGCGUGAGGAACAAGAAAGGAGGCAAAGGGAGGAAGAGGAAAGAAUGAAGACAGAAGAGGAGGAAACUACUAGGAGGGAAAAGGAAACACUGAGACAAGAGGAAGAAAGAAGAAGGAUUGAGGCAGAAGAGAAAAAGAAACAGGAGGAAAGGAUAAGAAUGGAGGAAGAGAUGAGGAGGAGGAAGAAAGAGGAAGAGCGCAAGCAGUUGGCAGAGGAAAAGAGGAAACUAGAAGAACAAGAAAUGUGGAGGAUUGAGGAGGAAGAAAAGUUUAGGAAAGAGGAAGAGAGGAGACAAGUAGAGAGAUCUAAGAAGGAAAAGGAAGAAAGACUGUUAGAGGAGGAAAUGAGACGAGAGACUAAACGGAUUGAGGAAGAGGAGAAAGUUAAAAGAGAGGAGGAGGAGAGGAUUAGGAGGGAGGAGAAAGAGAGAGGAGAAGAGGCCAGGAAGCUAGAGGAAGAGAAGGCAACUCUGAAAGCAGAACAACAAAAGAAGAAGGAUGCAUCUGAAAACAAACCCAAAGCGGCUGUGGAGAUCCCUGCAGAAGUGUCUUCCAAUCCGUUUGAUGAGAAAUGUGCAACUAAUCCCUUUGAAGAGGACCCAGACUCACCGGCUGGAGCAGACGGCAGCGCAGACAAGAUGUCUGCCAUCCAGCAGAGGGUUCAAUCUGCUGCACCAUUGGUGGGAAGCAAGUCUAUUUCUACAGAUGAAAAGGAUCCUAUUAGUGCUCAGCGGGAGAAGCGGCUGGCUCCUCAGCCUCCAGGAAGGAAUCAAGACGAGAGUCAGAAGGAUGGCUCUGCGCAACAACUACCACAUAUUACCAAGAAGAGUUCAGACAAAGACAUCAAAACCAUCAGUGUUCUCCCUCAGCGCUCGGUGCAAAUGAUUGCUCCUAUUAGUAGGCCUUCCACAGACGCAAAGAACACCCAGAGCUUGACACAAAGUAGUGCCCCCAAAGAAACAUCAAAUGAAGCCAAACACAGUAAACGUCCUGCGCCGCUUAAACCUCUUUCUGUGGAAGAAGAGCCAUCAUCUAAACCCAAGAUAACCCUGUCUUCCGAUGGCAGCAUUUCCCAUACAUGUCUCUCUGUGGCAAAACAAGUCCCAAUCGCUUAUGGCUUGAAUCCAUUUGAAGACGACGAAGAGGAUAUUGCACCAGAAGAUGAAGCAGCGCCCUCUAGUGAAACUGGAUCGGGACAAAGGCCUUCAGUAGCAUCACAAGCUGCUGAUAAAGAUGACGCCUCUCAAACUAAAAUCAAACCCUCAAAAGCUCGCGCUCCUCUACCUUCUGCAAGGAAAGCUGCCACAAUGAGCACUUUAAUAAACCAAAACGAAGAAGGUGAACAUGUUACAGGUGCGACUGAUAAUGUGACCCAUGCAUCUGACCCCAAAUCAGAAGCAAAAAAAAGCCUCCACGUCCAGGAGGCUCCCCUUCGAGAGUCUCAGCCUGCCACAGUGCAGAGUGCUGGGGAGGAGGCAGGCGGGAAGAAAGGCGGAGCUCCUGUUCCUUUGCGCAGGCUUCAACCUGUGAAACCCCUUAAUCCUCUGGAACAGCAGUCGGUUUCAGUCGUUCAAGAGGAAAGAGAUACCAAAUCCUCAAGAAUCACAUGUGAGGAUCAGGAGAAAACAAAGGUCGAUGCCCCCAGACUGAAAGGGCCCUAUUCCCAGCUUACUCAGGAGGAAACUCAUCUCUCUGGUGCUCAAACAGGAAAACAAGCUUGCAGAUGGAGACAAAAAGAUAUCAGAGCUGGAGCUGUACAUCGACAACUUGCUGGUGCGCAUCAUAGAGGAGAAGCCGAGUAUUCUCAUGUCCUUGAACUCUGCGAAGAAAGCUGCCUAGGAUUUACAUCUGGCACUUUAUUCCAACUGUAGCCUUCUCUGUUCAGACCCAGUAAUCUAGCCGUACCACCAAAGCAACUUAGAUGUUCUUGUGGAAGGACAUCUUGCAGAAGCUGUUCCAGUUUUAUCUAAGAACUUUUCAAAGAUAUUUUUGACAUUUUUCUAAAUAUUUAGUCACCUUUUUGACACUUUGCUACAGUAUGCGUUUGACGAAUGAAUGAAUAUCUGUCAUGAAUGUUUUCAUGUUGAGCAUUAAAGUCUUUGAUGAAUGUCAAAUUAUGUCAAACGUAAUUACUGUAUUUCACUGUAAAAAAUAAAUAAAUAAAGUUUAAAAACAGCUUUCAGGUAUCUCCGGUAUGAAGAAGAGCCUUAUUUCACUGUCCGAUCUAUGCACUAGUUAUGUAGAUAAUGUUUUCUCAGUGUCAAUGUUUAUGUUUCUACUAACACUAAAAGGCACUUUACCCUGCUUGUACUAUUAACAUGAUGUACACUGAAUUGCUUUACUGAUUUAUGGUAUCAACCUAUGCAGAAUGAAAUAAAUGGUUUUCUUUUUCUGAUAAACAAA
Messenger RNA from Gymnodraco acuticeps, 4604 nucleotides. Its product is annotated as trichohyalin-like. The record is from RefSeq and is a predicted model, not a curated record. NCBI's taxonomy places the organism in Eukaryota, Metazoa, Chordata, Actinopteri, Perciformes, Bathydraconidae. The transcript is spliced from 6 exons. Bases 110 to 4072 code for a protein of 1320 amino acids. Gene Ontology annotation, biological process: regulated exocytosis. Gene Ontology annotation, cellular component: intracellular membrane-bounded organelle. Gene Ontology annotation, molecular function: small GTPase binding.